AUGGCUGCACAGCUGGAUCCCGGUCUCCAAGACAAGCUCGACGAGCUAGAGAAAGAAUUGGAGACAAGCCGACUAACGCGCCGUCGCAGCUACCAGAAACGCCGCACACAACUUCUUUCCAGCUUCUUUGGCCCAGGCGCGCAACCAGGCAUCAUCGAUCCGAGAACAGGCUUGGGCAUUCAGCCCCAGCAACAAGCAGAGCCCGACCACGGCAGCAACGAUGGCCAUCGAGCUGCCGCACUCGCAGCCCUUGGUGGCAGGGACUCUGAUCCGACGAGUCCGACAUCACCAAGCCAGCGUCCAGCCUCACCGUUCGGUCAGCGUCCCGGUUCUGACUACGCCUCUCCCGCCGAAGUGAGCCCCGCCGGGUUGCUUCGUCCCGGCGGGCCACUCGCUGAACACCGACCGACGAUGCGAGCCCACGAUUCUCUCUUCCUCUCCCCCGCACCCGAACCAUCCACACGAACAGGCACCAUGGUGUCGGGCGACUAUGCGUUCAACCCCGACCAGCAGGACGCAUACGACAACCAGGCCGGCUACGCAGACCAAGGCCCGUAUCAAGAUCAGUACCAAGACCAAUACCAGCCGCAGUACGACAGCAGAUCAGGGACCAUGCUCGACUCGACGGGCUAUUUCUCUGGGUUCACUGGCCAGCAGGCCUUUGACCAUGGCCCGGCGCCGCCAUCGCGCGGCGAUGACUACCCCCCUCACCCCCACCGAUACUCCUCGGGCGAAGCCUUCUCUCCGACGGCAGCAAUGGCACCGCCCCUAUUGACGGCGAACGACCUGCCGCCCCCAGAAGGUCUUGAGUACCAGAUGCCUCUCGAGCCGAGAGAGGUUCCGUUUGCCAUCCAUGACCCUCACGAUGCCAACACGCCAAUGUCAAAGUUUGACAACAUUGCUGCUGUCCUGCGCCACCGCGGCCGUACAGCUUCCAAGAUGCCUGCUUAUUGGGUCUUGGACAACAGGGGCAAGGAGAUGGCAUCCAUCACUUGGGACAAGCUCGCCUCGAGGGCUGAAAAGGUCGCGCAGGUCAUCCGUGACAAAAGCUCGCUAUACCGAGGAGAUCGCGUCGCCCUCAUCUACCGUGAUUCCGAAAUCAUCGACUUCGCGAUUGCGCUGCUGGGAUGUUUCAUAGCUGGUGUCGUCGCGGUCCCCAUCAAUGACCUGCAGGACUACCAGAAGCUCAACCUGAUCCUCACAUCAACGCAAGCGCACCUCGCCCUGACCACAGAUCAGAACUUGAAGGCGUUCCAGCGUGACAUCACCACUCAGAAGCUGAACUGGCCUAAGGGGGUGGAAUGGUGGAAGACGAACGAAUUCGGAAGCUACCAUCCUAAGCGCAAGGAGGAUGUUCCGCCAUUGACUGUUCCCGACUUGGCAUACAUAGAAUUCUCGAGGGCCCCAACAGGCGAUUUGAGGGGUGUUGUGCUCAGCCACCGCACCAUCAUGCACCAAAUGGCUUGCAUGAGCGCCAUCGUGUCUACGCUUCCCGGCAACGGACCUGGCGACACGUUCAACCGCCAUCUCCGGGACAAGAAUGGGAAACUGAUCGGCGCAGGCGCUGCCAGCGAGACGCUUCUUUCUUACCUCGAUCCGCGACAGGGCAUCGGCAUGAUUCUCGGCGUUCUCUUGACUGUCUACGGUGGCCACACCACCGUCUGGGUGGACAGCAAGGUGGCCGAGGUCCCUGGCCUGUACGCAAACCUCAUCACCAAGUACAAGGCCACAAUUCUUGUCGCGGACUACCCAGGCCUGAAGCGCGCCGCAUACAACUAUCAACAAGAUCCAAUGACCACUCGAAACUUCAAGAAGGGCAUGGAACCCAACUUUCAGACGGUCAAGAUUUGCCUGAUCGAUACCUUGACCGUCGACAGCGAGUUCCAUGAAGUACUGGCUGAUAGAUGGCUGAAGCCGCUGAGGAAUCCUAGAGCCAGAGAGGUUGUCGCGCCCAUGUUGUGCCUCCCAGAGCAUGGCGGCAUGAUCAUAAGUAUCCGGGAUUGGCUCGGCGGCGAAGAAAGGAUGGGCUGUCCCUUGAAGUUGGAGCUUGGGUCAGAUGUCGACUCAGACACGGAAGAAAAGGAAGUGAAGCCGACUCCGUCGAAUGGCUUUGGCAGUCUCCUGGGCGGUGCAACAACUGCGACUGAGCAAAAGUCAAAGAAUGACCUGAGCUCGGUUCUGCUCGACAGAGAAGCCCUGAAGACCAACGAAGUCGUUGUGGUUGCUAUUGGGGACGAAGUAAACAAGAGAGUUAGCGACCCCGCGACAGUGCGUGUUGGUGCCUUUGGAUACCCCAUCCCAGAUGCUACGUUGGCCGUUGUGGACCCUGAGACCGGCUUACUGUCGUCUCCUCACUCAGUGGGCGAGAUCUGGGUUGAUUCGCCAUCCCUUUCUGGUGGAUUUUGGGCACUGCCAAAGCACACCGAGCAGAUCUUCCAUGCUCGUCCUUACAAAUUUGAGCCUGGCGAGCCAACGCCUACGGCAGUCGAGCCCGAGUUCUUGCGAACAGGUCUCCUAGGUACCGUCAUCGAAGGCAAAGUCUUUAUUCUUGGCCUGUACGAAGACCGUAUCAGGCAAAAGGUGGAAUGGGUAGAGCACGGCACCGAGCUCGCCGAGCACAGAUAUUUCUUCGUCCAGCAUAUCGUUGUCAGUAUCGUCAAGAACGUUCCGAAGAUCUACGACUGUUCUGCCUUUGACGUUUUUGUCAACGAUGAGCACCUGCCAAUCGUCGUCCUCGAAUCACCAGCAGCAUCAACAGCUCCGUUAGCCUCUGGUCAGCCGCCGAGACAACUCGACACGCCACUAUUGGAAUCACUGGCUGAGCGAUGCAUUGACGUUCUCAUGCAAGAACACCACCUCCGCCUUUACUGCGUCAUGAUCACGGCGCCCAACUCCCUGCCCAGAGUGCUGAAGAACGGUCGUAGAGAGAUCGGCAACAUGCUCUGCCGGCGCGAGUUUGAUCUUGGCAAUCUGCCUUGUGUUCACGUCAAGUUUGGCGUUGAGCAUGCUGUCCUCAAUCUGCCCAUCGGCGUAGACCCAAUGGGUGGCAUCUGGUCCAACCUUGCCUCGGAAUCACGCGCGGACAUUUUGAUGCCGACCGACAAGCAGUACUCUGGUAUCGAUCGCCGAGAGGUCGUCAUUGAUGAUCGGACGUCGACUCCCCUGAACAACUUCUCCUGUAUCACCGAUCUCAUUCAGUGGCGAGUCGCACGACAGCCUGAGGAGCUGUCGUACUGCACCAUCGAUGGACGCAGCAGGGAAGGCAAGGGUAUCACCUGGAAGAAAUUCGAUACCAAGGUCGCAGCUGUGGCGUUGUAUCUGAAGAACAAGGUCAAGGUUCGCCCGGGUGACCACAUCAUCAUGAUGUAUACGCAUUCGGAGGAGUUCGUCUUUGCGAUACACGCAUGUAUCAACCUUGGUGCUGUCGUCAUCCCCAUGGCGCCAUUGGAUCAGAACCGUCUCAAUGAAGAUGUCCCAGCGUUCCUCCACGUUGUAUCCGACUACAACGUCAAGGCCUGUCUUGUCAAUCAAGAUGUGGACCACCUCAUCAAGAUGAAGAACGUGGCGAGCCACAUUAAGCAGUCGGCACAGAUCCUCAAAAUCCCCAUCCCCAACUACUUCAACACCACGAAACCUCCAAAACAAAACAGCGGUCUCCGAGACUUGGGGAUCACGAUGCAGCCAGCCUGGAUCCAGCCGGGCUACCCCGUCAUUAUCUGGACCACGACUGGUCUAGGGUUCAUCCACACGUGCUUGAUGGGCAUCUACAUUGGCACUCCAACCUACCUUCUCUCGCCGGUCGAGUUUGCGCAGAAUCCCAUGUCACUCUUCGUCAUCCUUUCGAGGUAUAAGAUUAAGGACACGUACGCAACACCUCAAAUGCUGGACCACGCCAUGGCUAUGACGCAGGGCAAGGGCUUCACGCUCCACGAGCUCAAGAAUAUGAUGAUCUCGGCAGACAGUCGCCCCCGCGUCGAUGUGUUCCAGAAAGUGCGUCUCCACUUCGCAGCUGCUGGACUCGACAGGACAGCCAUCAACACCGUGUACUCACACGUGCUGAACCCCAUGGUGGCCUCGCGGUCAUACAUGUGUAUAGAGCCGAUCGAAUUGUGGCUCGACACCAAGGCGUUGCGACGCGGCCUCAUCAUUCCCGUGGACCCAGACUCGGAACCGAAACCGUUGAUGAUCCAAGACUCUGGCAUGGUGCCUGUCUCAACGCAGAUCGCCAUUGUCAACCCCGAGAGUCGCAUGCUGUGCCAUGACGGCGAGUACGGCGAGAUUUGGGUAGACUCGGAGGCAUGCGUCAAGUCAUUCUAUGGAUCUAAGGAUGCCUUUGACGCAGAGCGUUUCGACGGCCGCACGCUCGAUGGUGACCCGAGCAUUCCCUACGUCCGCACCGGUGACCUCGGGUUCUUGCAUAACGUGAGCAGGCCUAUAGGACCUGGAGGUGCGCAGGUAGAUAUGCAAGUCCUAUUCGUGCUCGGGAACAUUGGAGAGACUUUCGAGAUCAACGGUCUCAGCCACUUCCCGAUGGAUAUUGAGUAUUCAGUCGAGCGCUGUCAUCGUAGCAUCGCUGGAGGUCUCGUAGUGGUCCUCGUGGAGGUGGCGCGUAAGUCGUACCUCGCCUCUAUCGUGCCAGUCAUCGUCAAUGCUAUCCUCAACGAGCACCAAAUCAUCGUUGAUAUUGUCGCUUUCGUCGGCAAGGGCGAGUUCCCUCGCUCGCGUCUCGGCGAGAAGCAGCGAGGAAAGAUCCUGGCUGGCUGGGUGACGCGUAAGUUGCGCACUAUGGCUCAAUUCGCCAUUCGCGACAUGGAUCCAUCUGAAAUGGGUGGCGAGUCGGGCACCGCAGACUCUGCUGACCCUAACCGUGCUUCGGUCGUCAGCCAACGCAGCUCGGGCGUCCCAGCAGCGGGGGCCUCGAGUCUUCGCAACGUUGAGCAUGCGCCGCAAAUCCUGGAACAGGAGGAGUUUGAGCAGCAGAUGGGCCACAUUGCAUCAAUGCCGCCGGCUGAGAUGCCCGGCGACCAGCGCCAGGCAUACGCGGCGACGCAGUCGUCCAGCGACUCGCAGACCGCCCGCGGCCAGCCCUCACUCUCAGGCAGCGGCCACGCCGGGCAGUAUGGCUCGGGUGACUAUGCACAAUAUGGCGAGGAGGUGCCACCGGCUGUGGCACCCAAGCCGGGCGCACACGGAGGUGUCGGGCCGCCGCAGCUCCGGCUCCCAGGCGUCGACGGGCGCGAGAGCAUGGAGCUCUGGCGCAAGGGCAAUGAAGGGCCCACUGAUGAGGAAGACUGGACCCGGGAUGCGAUCAUGCACAUGAACCUGGCCAACGAUAUGGAUCGGCGGCAGUAA
This is a messenger RNA of Verticillium alfalfae VaMs.102, 5352 nucleotides long. RefSeq names its product acyl-CoA ligase. The transcript is spliced from 4 exons. The coding region runs from base 1 to 5352 and encodes 1783 amino acids. The record is from RefSeq and is a predicted model, not a curated record. NCBI's taxonomy places the organism in Eukaryota, Fungi, Ascomycota, Sordariomycetes, Glomerellales, Plectosphaerellaceae. Gene Ontology annotation, cellular component: cytosol.